CUGCAGCAUACUGCUUCUGUUUGGGUGCCUGGAGCUGUAUGGGGCUCUUAGCAUUGGCUAAGACACAUAAACUUACUCUCUUAUGUGGACAUAGAAAGUCUGGAUAUGGGGAACAUGCUAUUUCUGUGUUGCAAUCUCUGGUGUUAAGCUUUGCUGAAGCAGCUGGUAGACUGCAGUUGGAGGUUCCCUUCAUGCUUUCUCAAUCAUCUGUUUGCAGAAGCAGAACUGGUGGUCAGACUGUUUCAGCACUGUUCCUCUUUGCAUCAGAGCAGCAGCAUGGGACACCGAGUGAUGGCUGGCUGGUUGGGACAUACUGACCUCGUGUUCGAUUGCACCUGAGCAGUCAUGUACCCCAGAAGCAGCAUGCUAGGGGAUUGCUGCUCUUAUUAAAUAGGCUUUGACUUACAGAAGGAAGCACAGAAAGAGCACUAGUGGGGAACAGUGAAUGGCUGUUGCUGCAGUGCUGAGAAGUUCAGGCUUAUGGCUUAUGGCCCCAUCCUGAGCUAUGCUUUUGAGUGUCCAAACGCUGUGUCAUCCCAUUCAGUGCCACAUGGAGGAAUUCUGUUGGGAUUUCCCUUGCCUCCAUGGGUUUGGUUAUUCCCAACUGGCAGCUCUCAGAAUUACCAACCUCUCACAGGAGUUUCUGAACUGCCCAGGAAAACAAUGAUCAGAGCUGGGAGCUCUUUUCUUGUAGGGUCUUUUCCAUCAUAGAAAUGUGUUUGGAUGAGCACUGCUCACAUGAUGGUGACUUUGCUGCUCAGAUCUGUUCCUUGGGAUCUGGACAAGUAAAGAACCAAAUGUGGAACACAAAUGUGUCUGUGCAGCCAAGGCUUGCAGUGCACCAGUCUGCAGGAUAAACAGUUGGCUUCAGCCCAUGGAGAUCUGGCAGCACAAAGUUCAUGCUGAAAUGUAAAAAUAACUGAUGACAAGGGCAGGCUGCCACUUUUCUCUAUUCAUUUUAUCUCUUAAUGAGACUCACCCAGUCCCACUAUCGGGGACUGCCAACAGGGAGGCCCUUGCACAAAGCCUUCAAUUAUACUCCACCUGUGUGCCUCCAGCUGGCUCACAAGGUAAGCAGGAAGAGCGCUUCUCUACCACUGACAGUAUCCCUCUGCACCCCUGGCUGUCCUCCCACCUUCCUCCUCUCUCCUGGCUGCAGCUCUAAGGUUUCACCCUCCUUGCAGGUCUGAGCCGAGGAGCACCUGGCUGGGACUCCUUUGGCCACAAGGAACACGCAUUCACGUUUUGCAGGUGUGUGCUUAGGUUUCCUGAGCACGUUCAGAGCUCAAGAUCAUGCCCAGUCUGUGCAGCAGCAGGAGGCAGAGCUGCAGGAGCAACGUCCUUAUCUGAAGUGGAGGAUGGAGAGUGGGAACAGCCCCAGCGAUGCUGUCUCUGCAGGCAGGAGGCUCGCAGCACGAUUCACAAACCCUCCCAGGACAUUCUGGAUAAUCUUGGCCAUCGUGUUGCUUUUUGCAGCUGUUGGCAUCAGCAUUGGGGGGAUUCUCGGCUUCUCCCACAGCUCUGCCCAGGCAGGAGCACAGCUUGGCCGGAUCACACUGCACGGAGAGCAGGACACACCGAGGAACCAAACAGCCAUAGUUGAUGUGUCCAGGAGCACUGUCACCUACUACAUCACCUCACGGAGUAACCACAGUGCCGUUGUGCUGUACGACAGCCAGCAUGGCUAUGUGUGCUACAGACCUGCAGAGCAGCGUGCCUGCUACCUGCGCACAAUGGAUCAUGAGGACCGUGAAACCACACAGGUGAUGCUGAGUGCAACCGAACAGAGGGGUGACACAUUGCUACUCCAGAAUAACCAGACCAAGUACUACAGGGAGUUCCUGGGCAUUGUGGCAGGGGAACAAGUGGACCCCAAGGGCCUGGGUGAGGCCAUCCAAACCCUCUGUGAGCAGAUGUCCAUCUUCUGGGUUCGGAGAGCAGAUGGUCCAGGGAAGCAGCGGUUGAUCUACCUUUGCAUUGACAUAUGUUUUCCAAGCAAUAUUUGUGUGUCUAUCUGCUUCUAUUACCUUCCUGAGUAAGUCCCGCAGCCACAGAUGCCCUCUCACUGCUCUACAUACUUGAAUCGUAUUCCUGAAAAGCCUCUGAUUUCAGCAAGGAAGGUAACAUCUACAACACUGCCUAAAUGCUUCCUGCUGAUCUCAUGCUGCAGUUCAGGAGAAUUUAGGUAACAGAACUCUGCUCAGUGCUGUUGGUACAGACACUUUAUUUGCAGCCUCGCUCCAGGGCUGCAUCUUGUACGUAGGCAGUAGAUCUAGACAGAGGAACCACGCGGAGUAGCUCUUGUUUUGUGGCCUCAUGCCUUGUUUUGACACUGGGUUGUUGUACUUGCUGGGGGUGGUGGUUUUUUAAGAGAGCAGAUCUCC
Molecule: messenger RNA, 2384 nt
Organism: Coturnix japonica (Japanese quail)
Lineage: Eukaryota; Metazoa; Chordata; Aves; Galliformes; Phasianidae
Gene: BRICD5
Product: BRICHOS domain containing 5
Source: RefSeq, a predicted model, not a curated record